AUGAGUACUCAAGCGUCAGGGCCUUCUUCGACAUCAGGGAGGAGAAGCACCUCAAGUGUACGGCGAGGAGGAGGACCACCACCGCCGUCCAAAAAGUCUCUCCAAUCAGAGAACGGAAGCGUCAAUGGAGGUUCCACCUCAAAACCCAAUUCACCUCCUCCUCAACCCCAACCUCCUUCCAACGUAGAGAGAACAGUGAAGAAGCUCCGAUUAUCAAAAGCCCUCACAAUCCCCGAAGGCACCACCGUCUUCGACGCUUGUCGAAGAAUGGCGUCUCGCCGCGUCGACGCCGUUCUCCUAACCGACUCAAGCGCUCUCCUCUCCGGGAUCUGCACAGACAAAGACGUAGCCACGAGAGUAAUCGCAGAAGGAUUAAAACCGGAUCAAACUCUAGUCUCCACGGUGAUGACAAGGAAUCCGAUCUUCGUCACAUCUGAUUCCUUAGCCAUAGAAGCUCUUCAGAAGAUGGUUCAAGGGAAAUUCAGGCACUUGCCCGUUGUGGAGAACGGAGAAGUCAUCGCUCUGUUGGAUAUCACUAAGUGUCUAUACGAUGCAAUCUCAAGAAUGGAGAAAGCUGCAGAGCAAGGAAGCGCUUUAGCAGCUGCUGUUGAAGGCGUUGAGAAGCAGUGGGGAGCUGGAUACUCUGCUCCUUAUGCUUUCAUCGAGACCUUGAGAGAGAGAAUGUUUAAACCGGCUCUGUCGACGAUAAUCACUGAGAAUUCAAAAGUUGCUCUUGUAGCACCAACAGAUUCUGUUUAUGUUGCUGCGAAGAGGAUGAGAGAUUUGAGAGUUAACUCUGUGGUGAUUUCCAACGGGAGCAAGAUUCAGGGGAUCUUGACUUCGAAGGAUAUUUUAAUGAGAGUUGUGGCGCAGAAUCUGUCUCCUGAGAAGACUCUUGUGGAGAAGGUGAUGACUCCGAAUCCGGAAUGUGCGUCGCUAGAGACGACGAUUCUUGACGCGUUGCAUACGAUGCACGACGGGAAGUUCUUGCAUCUUCCGAUUGUGGAUAAAGAUGGAUCCCCUGCGGCGUGUGUGGACGUGUUGCAGAUAACUCACGCGGCGAUUUCGAUGGUUGAGAACAGCUCUGGAGCUGUGAACGAUAUGGCGAACACGAUGAUGCAGAAGUUUUGGGACUCGGCUCUUGCGUUGGAGCCAGCUAAUGACGAUUCGGAUACUCAGAGCGAGAUGUCGGCGAUGAUGCAGCAUUCUGAUAUUGGGAAGCUCGCUUCUUACCCGUCUUUAGGGCUCGGGAGCUCGUUUUCGUUCAAGUUUGAGGAUCUUAAGGGACGUGUGCAUCGGUUUAGUUGUGGUGGUGAGAGUCUUGAGGAGCUGAUGGGUGUUGUGAUGCAGAGGAUUGGUGGUGGUGACGGUAACGAGAUGGAAGAAAGGCCGCAGAUUGUGUAUGAGGAUGAUGAAGGUGAUAAGGUUUUGAUUAUGUCGGAUAGCGAUUUGGUUGGUGCUGUUAGUCUUGCUAGGUCUACAGGACAGAAGGUGUUGAGGUUGCAUCUGGACUUCAGCGAGACGACGACUACGAGGAGCUUGAGCUUGGAAACGGGUCAGGUCAAGAAAGUGGAGUGUCUAAAGGGAGAAGGAGGAGGAUGGGUUUCGUGGCGUGGUGGUGUUGUGGUUACGGGAGCUGUUGUUCUAACGAGCAUAGCCGUAGUUGUUUACUUGAAACGCUCACAGAAUUGA
Molecule: messenger RNA, 1692 nt
Organism: Microthlaspi erraticum
Lineage: Eukaryota; Viridiplantae; Streptophyta; Magnoliopsida; Brassicales; Brassicaceae
Source: the annotation of a GenBank genome assembly